Molecule: messenger RNA, 1287 nt
Organism: Seminavis robusta
Lineage: Eukaryota; Bacillariophyta; Bacillariophyceae; Naviculales; Naviculaceae
Source: the annotation of a GenBank genome assembly
AUGCGACGACAGCCGCUGCAAGACGCUGCUACCAACAGCUCCCUUUCGCUAUCUGCAGGCUGCAACGAUAGUAGUAGCACUCCAAAGAAUUCGCGUUUUUCGACCAUGACGCAGCCCCUGUCGCUCUUGACGGGAAGAGAAAAUACACUCCGAAGUGGCCGUUCCCAGAGCAGCAGCAGCAGUCUGUUUGCGGGGAAGAGCAAAAAGUCCCGAGCCAAGAGCUUGCUGGGCAAUGUGUUUGAUAGCUUUAGGCGGAGCAACAGUUCCUCCGACGACAACAACAAACCGUCGGCUCUGGCAGCGCACCUGUCCUUGUUGGAUCAUCGCGAGCAGUGGGGAGCUCAAUCGGAAUCACUCUACAAGCAGCAAAUACCGGAGCACCAGAUGCUGGAGAGUCGGGAUAUCAGUCAAACCAGUGCUUUGACAGACUCGGAAACUUCUUCUCCGCUAUUUGAACAUGACAUUACGGGUGGUGACUGUGUAGGUCGUCGAGUGGUGCUGUCUAGCCCUAGCACAAAAGAAGACUCUCUCAAAGCUCUCGCAACAAAGAAAAAGGAAAAGCAACAACAACAUGUUGGAGCCACCAAACUCCAGGCUCUCUUUCGUGGGUACCGACAGCGCUACGCUUUUCGCAUGAUGCUGUUGCAUCGAAAAUUGGAACAAAUUGAACAACUGAAACAACGCCAAUUGGCCAAACUGGUACAUCGUUUCAAGCAUCGAAAAAAAGCAGAGAAAUCCAUGGUGGAAUUUGAACACUGCAAAGUGAAUCGACAAUUGCAGCGCUUUACGCGGAUCAUUCCCUGGCUCUUUCGGGAUGCCCAAGCCAAAUUGGCAGAGAAUGUUCAGAUGAUCAGUAGUAGCAGAAUCCCAGGGGAUGAACAUGCACUCCAUGUUCCAAGCCUCUUGGAAUCUCACUCCACACUGCAGAACAUUGCUCAUAUGUACCUGGAAACUUUGGAAGAUCUACCAGGUAUUUGGGAAGCGUUGAAGGCCCAAUGGAUGGGACCCAAGAAACCCAGAACUCGGCGCAUCUUUGGACCCGAUGGGAAACCCAAGAGGGUCGAUCGGAUCAAGCCGGAGCAGUUUAACACUCAUGAUGAGGAUUUGCCUUUGGACACCUCCAGUCCCAUUCCUAUGAUGCAACGAAAGGAAUCACUUCCCAACAUUGACCUGUUUGAGACGCUGCGUCGGCAUGCCGACAAGGUGGAAGCGUCAACGGCCGCCAAGGAUGUGGACAAUGCUGUGGAACAAGUCAAUGCCGUCCUUGGCGCACUUUGUUUGAACUAG